Cryptococcus amylolentus CBS 6039 is the source of this 1185-nucleotide messenger RNA. RefSeq lists its product as hypothetical. NCBI's taxonomy places the organism in Eukaryota, Fungi, Basidiomycota, Tremellomycetes, Tremellales, Cryptococcaceae. Gene Ontology annotation, biological process: regulation of DNA-templated transcription. The record is from RefSeq and is a predicted model, not a curated record. The transcript has 3 exons. Gene Ontology annotation, molecular function: DNA-binding transcription factor activity. Bases 237 to 1007 code for a protein of 256 amino acids.
CCGUGUUCUUAUCUUGUUCUUACCCCCGUCCCACACCACGCCACAGCCAUGGCCGCCCUCCAGACCCAGACACUCGAAGACACACUCGCCAUCGUCAGUCCGCUCUCGGCGCCCGGCGCCCGGCAACCUUGCUGACGCCUCCAUCGCAGCCUACCUGGGGGUCCUACCUGUACCAGAACUACCUCCAGGCGCCCUCCCCCGACACCGUCUUUGACUGGACGGACCCGUCCGUAGCGAUGCCCCCGCCACCAGCACCAGAGGAGUACGCUUUUGGGCUUACCAACCCCUCGGUAUGGCCAUCGGCGUCCGGUCAAUCACCGAAGAGCGUCAAGCCCGAGCCUGUCUCUCCAGCGGAAGAUCCGUCGCUGCGCCAGCUCCAGGACGUCUACAAGCAGUCCUACUUUCCCUUUCCCGCCACAGGCAUCGCCACCUCCCUCCUCACCCAGCCAGACACUCCAGCCAGCGCCCUGCCGGCCCAGCUCGGGUCGACCGAGUCCCUCAACGUCGUCGACCAGUCCCUCACCCGAUCCCCGUCCCCCAUAUCGUCUCAAAUCGUCAGCCCGCACGCCUCCCCCAUACUACGCCACUCGUCUACGAAACGCGAGACACGGGGCAGGAGACGCAUCGGCAGCGCCGCCAUCAAGCGCAGCCACUCUCUGCAUUCAGACUCGGAGUUUUCGCACCACAGUCCUGACGAGCAUGACCACGAUGAGCACGAGCAUGAGGUCCCCGAGGGUGUCGAGCGCGACGGGAUGAUCUGGGGCAUGAAGGUCGAGGACUAUCGUGCGCUGUCUGCCCGAGAGAGGAAGAGGGUGCGCAACAGGAUCAGUGCCAGGACGUUCCGCGCCAAGAGAAAAGAGCAUCUCUCUUCACUAGAGCACGACUUGGGUGAGAAGGAACAUCAGAUUCAACUCGCGAAUGCAGAAAACGCCCGCCUGCGCCGCGAACUUUCAGAUGUCAAAAAGAGACUAGUCAAGUUUGAGACUGCCUACGCUCGAACGUUAUAGAAUUCCUUAAAGUGUCUUUAUAUAUUGUAUUUGUACAUACUGGAGGGGUGUAUGAGAGGGCGUCUCCAUAUCAUGCUCUCGUCAGAAGGGUAUCCAGCAAGCUGCGAUCAAAUGUACUCUCUAUAAUGCUGGUCGCAAUGUAAUUAGUGAAUCAUGCACACUUGUCUCUGCUUUCACA